CCUUUACUUCUUUCCUUUCUCCUCAGCUUUUCUGUCGAGGUAAAGUUUCAGAUUAGUUUGCUUCUUGCUAAAAUUGCCCAUGUUAUGGAAAAUUUGGGCAAUUUCGGGAUAGUGGCAAGAGGCGUACUAUCACACACACAUGGCCCGGAGAUCGAGUCCCGGAUUGAUACCCUUCCAGACCAACCAAGUCUUUCGUCCCUUGGUACCACCCUAGUCUGGAAGGAUGGCUUCCCACCGCAAAUCAUCCUAUGGGCCAUGUGA
Molecule: messenger RNA, 261 nt
Organism: Haemonchus placei
Lineage: Eukaryota; Metazoa; Nematoda; Chromadorea; Rhabditida; Trichostrongylidae
Source: the annotation of a GenBank genome assembly